Seminavis robusta is the source of this 303-nucleotide messenger RNA. NCBI's taxonomy places the organism in Eukaryota, Bacillariophyta, Bacillariophyceae, Naviculales, Naviculaceae. The record is from the annotation of a GenBank genome assembly.
AUGGAAGUUGCAACCAAAGACGUCGACCCCAAGAAGUCAUCCGCACGUGGCACGAAUCCACCUUGCCAAAAAGCCUGCGGUCACCGACCCGAGCGCCUCCGAGACAACAUCCUCCGGCGACUCCAGAAGCAGAUGAAAGGAACACAAGCAGCCUACACGCCAUAUGCCUAUGGCAGGGAUGGACUCGACUUUGCCAUCGAGGAGGAACAGGGACAGGCUGACGAUGAUGACGAUGAGAUGAGCCGGUCUAGCACCAGCACGGUUCUUGGUCUUUACUACUACCGUACCGGUACCGGUAGCUAG